ACCUACUGGGCUCUGCCUGUGUGCCAGCCUCACUCACCCAUCAUUUAGUACUUGCUGUCACUUUGCCAUCACUUGGCCCUCAUCAUCACUUCUCCCUCACCAUCACUGCCCAAGGCUGGCUACUUCCGAAGCCCCCGACGCCAUGGAGGAGUGGGAUGUGCCCCAGAUGAAGAAGGAGGUCGAGAGCCUCAAGUAUCAGCUGGCCUUCAAAAGGGAGAUGUCAUCCAAGACCAUUCCUGAGCUUCUCAAGUGGAUUGAGGAUGGCAUCCCCAAAGACCCCUUCCUGAACCCUGAUCUCAUGAAGAACAACCCGUGGGUGGAAAAGGGCAAGUGUGCCAUCCUAUGAGACCCCCCACACUCCCGGGUUCAUGCCUCUUUGUGAAAAGGACAACUCUGUAAAGGUGUGACUUUUAUAAAGACUUCUGGGGGUGUCUGUG
Molecule: messenger RNA, 437 nt
Organism: Phyllostomus hastatus (greater spear-nosed bat)
Lineage: Eukaryota; Metazoa; Chordata; Mammalia; Chiroptera; Phyllostomidae
Gene: GNG13
Product: G protein subunit gamma 13
Exons: 3
Coding region: 143-346 (67 amino acids)
Biological process (GO): phospholipase C-activating G protein-coupled receptor signaling pathway; sensory perception of taste
Cellular component (GO): heterotrimeric G-protein complex
Molecular function (GO): G-protein beta-subunit binding
Source: RefSeq, a predicted model, not a curated record